AUGCGUAAGAGUGUAAUUUUUAGUAUUAUUGUUGCUAUUUUAAUAAUAAUCGCUGUUGCUGUUGCAUUAACCGUUGUUUUAACAAGAAGAAGUAGUACAAUAGAAAAAACAACAACGACAAGUACCGGAUCACCCGGCUCAACAUCCAUAGGAACAACAACGACGUCAACGACAAUGUUAACAACAACAACGACAUUAACGUCGACUACGACAACAACAACGUUGACAACAACAACUACAACAACAACGUCAACGAUAACAACAACAAUAACGUCGACAACUACAACGACAACAACUACGACAAAGCUGAUGUUUAUAAAUAACACCAAUCCAAAAUGGACAUCAGAAGGUUAUACAUUUGCUGGAGGAAAUGGUUACGGACAGAAUUUAAGUCAACUCUAUUAUCCUCGUAGCAUUUUUAUCGUUGAUAAUGAUCCUCAAAGUAUCUACAUUGCUGAUACAGGUAAUCAACGAAUUGUUGAAUGGAAAUAUAAUGCAUCAAACGGUCAAGUAGUUGCAGGUGGAAAUGGACGAGGAAAUCGAAUAGAUCAACUCAGUGACCCAAUAGAUGUGUUUGUUGAUCAAAAAAAUGAUUCACUCAUUAUUUGUGAUCAAGGAAACAGGCGAGUUCUACGAUGGUUUCUUCAAAAUCACACGGAUCCACAAAUAAUCAUCUCUAACAUUUCUUGUGGUGGUCUUACAAUCGAUAAUAAUGGAGAUCUUUAUGUUUCGGACUAUAAUAAGAAUGAAGUAAGACGAUGGAGCAUAGGAGAUAUAAAUAGUACAAUAGUAGCAGGUGGAAAUGGAAAAGGACAAGAACUUAAUCAAUUGAAUUAUCCUACUCGUAUUUUUGUCAAUCGAGAUUAUUCAGUGUAUGUAUCUGAUGCAGAGAAUUAUCGUGUGAUGAAAUGGAUUAAAGAUGCAGAAGAAGGAAUUAUAGUUGCUGGUGGUAGAGGUGGAGGAACUAGUCUAGAUAAAAUGUAUAUGACUAAUGGAGUGAUUGUCGAUCAUUUAGAUAAUGUCUAUGUGUCUGACAUGGCAAAUAAUAGGGUGAUUCGUUGGGCGAAAGGAUCACAAGAAGGUAGUAUCAUUGUUGGUGGAAACGGAUCCGGAAACCAAUCAAAUCAAUUCAUUAGUCCUAGAGGUUUAUCAUUCGAUCAACAAGGCAAUCUCUUCGUUGUCGACAUGUAUAAUUCUCGAGUGCAAAAAUUUAAUAUUGAUAUUGUUUGA
Adineta steineri is the source of this 1230-nucleotide messenger RNA. NCBI's taxonomy places the organism in Eukaryota, Metazoa, Rotifera, Eurotatoria, Adinetida, Adinetidae. The record is from the annotation of a GenBank genome assembly.